ACAAUUUGAUCUUAUAUCUCCAUCGAUAAUGCCUUGAGAAAUAACUGGUAACCACCGCAGAAUGGUGGUAACGAUAAAUGCGGAUAUAUGAUUCAACCAAAUAUAGGCAUAAAUCUAGGGACCGACAUGGUUAUUGUGCUAGUUUAACCACUCUCAAAGGCUUGUCAGGUGUUCAUGAGAAAUCAGAUUUGCCGCCUAUAAUGAAUUUCUUCGAACCCGUGAAUUAGUGUGUUCUCAAAUGCCAAUGACUUGAGUUAUUGUGUGGUUGGUGCGAUGCAUAAAUGUGAGCAAUGACUACAUGUUUAGCACUAUCAAACCCAACUUCAUGAGAUAUAACACUUCAAACGCAUUUAAAGUAUAUGGCUUAUAACUUAAAUAGCAAGCAAGUUUUUUUUUUUUUUUUUUGUCCCUUCGGGGGCAUCUAAUAAAAUUUGGAGAAACAAGCAAGUUUAUCAGAACAUGAUCGAUGCAAUACUGAUCUGUGAUUUGGGCCAUGAGGAUUAUGUUUUGAGAAGCAGGCCAGGAAGCUUAUUGAACGAGAGAUGAUUGAGGAUCCAAAGCCCAAAAUAAGAUGGGCUUAGUUAAAUGCCGAAUUAUCUAAUUGCCAAAAAUCUCGAAUUUGGGGGUAUGUUGUCCUUGUCCAAAGUUGUUAACAAAAAGGGGCUCUACAAGAAACAACUAGCAUUUCGGCAAACUCGAUAGGUCCAUGGAGAACAAAACAAGCCCAUAAAAUCAGAGCUUCCCCAAUUGUUUUUGUCAAAAACAAAAAGCCCGUGUAGUCAUUGGGCCUGUGCUCCAGCAGAGAAGCAAGGGAAUAAAAAAAAGAGGGUCAAUACGUGCCACUCUAAAAAAUGUGGUAUGGGUGCCGCUUCUUCUGAUUGGUCCACACAAGCUAUGAUGUGGUAUUGGCUGCGUUAAUCAAGCCCAAAUCCAAACCCGUUGAGCAUUAGUUGGCCAAACCCACCCAAACUGACGGAAAAGUUGUCGUCCGUCUUCUCAUCAGCGUUUUUGUCAUUGCUUAAUAAAUUUUAACAUUAAUUCGACAAAACAACACACUGAGAACCAAAAACCAGACAGCAGAGGUAGAUCAACACGGAGGAGGAGAAGGAGAGUCGCUUCUACUCUCAACCGGGGGAGGCACCACCUGCAGCAGCUACUCACGUGAUGGUAAAACUCGUCUAUUGAGUUACGCAUCAUGAACACAAACUCAAGAAACUCACAUAGUGGCCAUGAUUCACUUCAGAAUUUGCUCCACAAGUUUCUUUAAUCCUUACUAAAGAAAGCCCCCAAGGCACAAAAACUAGUAAAAUGCACAAUGAUGGAGGUGGUAAUGAACGAGGAGUUUGGAGGAGGAUGUGGUAUUCAUUCACCUGGAAAAUUAGUUGGGGAUCGACAAAAUCAACUAGUAGUUUCUGCAAUUUCCCCCGGACGAGAAACAGCCUGGUAAAGAACAAAAACGAGAUUCAGUUCCAUUUCCUUCACCCCAAUAAGAUAAACGGAUGAACACAAUCAUAAAGAAAACACACACACACACACACCUCUUAGAAGACGAAUCAACCAUGAUUUCAGUAGCGAUUUCUCACAUUUGGUUUGAUUUCACAUUUAGCUCCACAUAAUGACUUAUGAGUGUUUGAUAUUAUUGGAACCAUCACCUGAGCUCCCUUUUUUUCCCUAUAAUACCCGCCAGAAGUUGACGAUAUCACUCACUAGAUGCAGAAGGGGCAUUCAGUGGAUGCUUCCUUUUUUCGAUGUUCGAUAUUCUUUCCCGUAGGCAGAAUGUUGUGGAUGAGUUUCCAAAGGAAGAUCUUGAUCUUAGGUGGAAUUACCAACCUCCAUAACCGCUUCCAAUCCAUCGGAUCGUAGGUCUCAAUAUUUCCCCCGAGUCUUCUAGUUCUUCCUCAUCAAGCUCCACCAAACCUUAUGUAUCAGUUGGAAAACCAGUCUGUUUUGAAGAGAAAAGCAUGUAUGUCGUUUUGACUGUAUACUGUCCUGACUUUUCAUAAGCCCAAACCUCAGUAUCAGAUGAUGGCUGGCGAGGAAUUGGAAUUCCUUCAAUCAUCGCUCUCUCUGUUGGGUUAAAGUGGAGCUGCAGUAGAGAUUUCCUCCAUUGUCUUAGAUCAUAAUCAAUAGAUCACUCACCCCGUUCUAAAUUGGUAGUGACUUUCCGGGUACUUGUAACUUUGAAUCCUGCUUCUUCAACUCCUGCCACCCAUCUAUCAUCCCAAAUAUUCACUCUGGAACCAUUCUAGAUCCUCCACCUGACUCCUUUUUUUACAAAUUGUUGAGCCGCCAUAAUACUUCUCCAGGGAUAACUUGGAUUUGCUCCAAGACUAGCAUGCAGGACAUCGUGAUUCGGGUAGUACUUAGCUUUUAGGACCCUUGCUGCUAGAGAUUCUAGAGUGGUUAAAAGGUUCCAGAUAUGCUUUUCUAGCAUAACAAGGUUAAAGAUAUGAAGGUCCUUAAACCCCAUACCACCCUCCUCUUUUGGUUUACACACUUUCUUCCAAGCUCUCCAUGAUAUCUUUUUUCUUCCUUCUGCUAUCCCCACGAAAAGCUUGAUGGCCUUUCUAAUCUCCGCAAUCUCCCCUUGUGGGAUUAAAAGAAAACUGAGAUCACCUAGGUAACUUAAGCUUGGGCUAGAGCCUUAAGUUUUGUGUUUUCUUUUUUCACAUAAAUUUCCCAAUUUCCCCCCUCAUUUUCUUCCAUUGGCUUCCCUCAACUAUCUUGUCAGCCCUCUAACCAAACUUUUGCAGACCCAAGAAAAGAGAAAAAUAGAAAAGAGAAAAACUUUCCUUCUCCCCUUCACAAACCCAACAAAAUCCAUCGCUGGAAAUUUAAUACGCUAACUUGAAAAUUCGUUAGCGGAUACUAACUGAUAUCCAAAAUACAUGAACUAAUAUCCAAGUACUAAAGUAUUUAAAGAGCACAGACUAGCAUUCAUAGUUUGCUAACUGAUAUCCACCAAUAAUUAACUAUUAUCCCAAAUUCACAAACUAAUAUAUAGACAACACAAAAUAGUAUCCAAACAACACAUAAUUAGUAUCUAGAUAACACAUAAGAGUAUUCAUAUUGAAUACUAGUUGGUUGAUUGUGCAUAUUAGUUGGUAUAUACUAUCUGGAUAUUAGUUUGUGAUGUUUUGAAUACUGGUUUGUGUUAUGUAGAUACUUAACAAACUUGAAUAUUAAUUCAUACAUUUUGGAUAUAAGUUAGUAAAUAUUAACGAAUUUUAAAGUUAGCGGGAUAACUAGGCGGGUUAGGAACAGGCAGUGGCACUAGCAGAUGCAGAAUGCAAAGCCCGUCGCCGUUGCAGCAGAGGCUGUGGCUGCUGCAGCAACCGCGCCACAUCUAUCCGAGGCCGUUCCUUUCCGCUUCUCCUCCAAGGAACAACCGAUUCCCCUUCUCCCCUCUUUACCUUUCCUUCCCGGCCCGAGCCCGAGCCCUCCCCGGCGGCGGCGAAGACAGUAGUAAGCAAACAGAACCAUCAACACGCCUUGGCAAGGACAGCAAUUUCAGCGAUGUCAGCAUCGAUACACGAGUGGUCCUGUCGUCCUGCCUCGUCGGCCUCCUCACCGGCAUCGCCGUCGUCCUCUUCAACAACGCCGUGCACGAACUCCGCGACCUCUUGUGGGACGGAAUUCCUCACCGAGGCGCUUCCUGGCUGCGAGAGGAGCCGCUCCACUCCAAUUGGGCCCGGGUCGUCUUGGUCCCCGCCGCCGGCGGAUUGGCAGUCGCCGCCUUGAACCAGCUGCGCUCUUCUCUCCCCGAUUCCUCCGCCCUCCUCCGCCCUGUUCUCAAGGCGCUGUCGGCUUCCUUCACCCUCGGCACCGGCAAUUCCCUCGGCCCCGAAGGCCCUAGCGUCGAAAUUGGGGCUUCCAUCGCCAAGGCAAUUGGGGCAUCGCAACCAGACUCCAACACCAAGCUCUCCCUCCUCGCUGCCGGAUCCGCCGCGGGCCUCUCCUCUGGUUUCAAUGCCGCUGUCGCUGGCUGCUUCUUCGCCGUGGAGUCGGUCUUGUGGCCGUCUCCCUCCGAUUCAUCAUCCGUGUCGCUAACCAACACCACCUCCAUGGUUAUACUCAGCGCAGUAAUCGCUUCGGUUGUAUCACAAGUCGGUCUGGGCUCCGAACCUGCCUUCAAAGUCCCAGAUUACGACUUCCGCUCUCCGAGUGAGCUACCUCUGUAUCUGUUGCUGGGUAUACUCUGCGGCUUGGUUUCACUAGCCUUAUCUAGAUGCACCUCAUUUAUGAUCUUUGCUGCAAACAAGCUACACGAAGAUGCCGGGAUGCCAAGAGCUGCAUAUCCUGUAAUCGGUUCCUUGGCGACUGGGGUAAUAGCCCUGGCAUACCCGGAAAUCCUUUACUGGGGGUUUGAGAAUGUCGAUGUUUUGCUCGAAUCCCGGCCAUUUGUGAAAGGGCUAUCAGCUGAUCUGUUGGUUCAGCUGGUGGGAGUCAAGAUUGUAGCGACGUCUUUGUGUCGUGCAUCUGGGUUGGUAGGAGGCUACUAUGCUCCUUCUCUGUUUAUUGGUGCGGCAACAGGAAUGGCAUAUGGCAAGCUCAUUGCGCUUGCAGUUGCUCAGUCUCAUAUUACGGAUCAACUUUCCAUCUUGGAAUUGGAAGUGGCUUCACCGCAAGCUUAUGGCCUGGUUGGAAUGGCUGCAACUCUAGCAGGAGUGUGCCAAGUGCCUCUUACUGCAGUUCUACUAAUGUUUGAGCUUACGCAUGACUACCGAAUAGUUCUCCCACUACUUGGAGCCGUCGGAUUAUCUUCAUGGGUAACCUCGGGUCAAAUGAAAAGAGAUGGUAGAGACGUCAUGAAAAAACAAGAGUCGACAAAUCCUACUACUCGGACUCGAAAUAAUAAGGGAACAUCAUCCUCAGAUGCAAGACUCCCUCCCACCACCGCAAGCGACCUUUGUGAAAUUGAAGCUUCCCUUUGCAUGGAUGAUUCCGUUUUUACAAGUCCAGCAUCUAGCAAACCAAUCCUCGUUUCUCAAGCCAUGAGAACCAGAUACGUAGCUAUUUCUAUGAACACUUUACUUGGUGAAGCGGUGAGACUUAUGCUUGAAGAGAAGCAGUCUUGUGCUGUAAUUCUUGAUCAUGAUGGUGCCCUGAUUGGGUUACUUACACUUGAAGAUAUCGAAAACUUCAUCAAAACUGUGAAAUCGGGAAGCUGGAAAUUAGAGGAGUUCCCUGUAUCGGAACUAUGUUCAUCAGGUGCCCGAGCCUGUGAGGUGCCUUGGACCGUGAAUCCCAGCAUGGAUCUCCUUUCAGCACAGCAAAUGAUGGAUAGGCACGGUUUUGAUCAGGUGCCAGUCGUCUCGGAGAGUUUGAGAGGCGGAAGAGACUAUCUAGUUGGCCUUUUGGACAGAGAAUGUAUCGAUUUUACGCGCAGGUUUCUCAGCAGCAACAUACUCAGUUGAAUUAUUUCGUGACUCGUCAUGUGCUCAAUUACCCAUUUGUAAAUGCAAGGGGAUUAAUCCCAUGACAUGGUUUUGUGAUCAGUUUUGCUGUAAAAUUCAUUUGUAAAUGCAAGUGAUUAAUUAAUCCCAUGACAGGGCUUUUGUGAUCGUUUUUGCUGUAAAGUUCAUUUGCAUAUUUUGUAUGCAAUGUAAAUCCACAGAAAGCUAGAUAUAUAUAAGCAAUACCGUAUCGCAUAUGAACUACCGCGUGUGUAUAGAGUCGGUCUUGUAAGUUAGUCUGUUGGUUACCCUCUUCUUGGUGUAUCUUGAGGGGGAAAAAAAUGAUGAAUCUAAUUGCCUAAAAUCUCGAAUUUGGGGGUAUGUUGUCCAAAGUUGUAACAAAAAUGGGCUCUACAAUCCCUCAAAAAAACAAAUGGGCUCUACAAUAAAAACAGCUAGCAUCUCGCAAUUGGGCCCAUGGAGAACAAAACAGGCCCAUAAAAACAAAGCUCCCCAAUAGUUUUUGUCAAAAACUAAAAGCCCGUGUAGUCAUUGGGCCUGGACUUCAUAAGAAAGGGCAUAGGGAAUAAAAAAGAGACGUGACCCAUAAGAAAACAAAAUAGAGGAAAGAAAGAGAGUAAGGGCAUAGGGGAAAUAAAUAAAUAAAAAAGUCACGUGUGCGCACGUGAGAAUAAUGGUGGUGGCCUCGCGUGCCGGCGUGCAUUACUUUUUUUAAUUUAUUCGAAUGUGGGGCCCCCACGUGAGCAGGCAGCUGUGCCUUUCCUUACUCUUUCUCCAUCUGGCAGCUGACUGACAAUUUCCUCUUUCCUCCCUAAUUUCUUUGUUGUUUUCUAAUUAAAACCCAUGAGUUCUUUUUUGACCAGUCUGACACGUCAGUGGUGUCAGUCCCACCAUUUUUGGUUCUUUCUUCUACUACUCUACUCUCUCCCUGUCCUUAGUCCUCUCUAGUCAUGUGUGAACCAUAGAUAAUUAGGCAUACCGACAAAACAAUAAAAAGAGUAUGGAGAAGAAGAAAAAAACCCAAGUAGGAAAAUGAUAUUACCACAAAAUGACAAAUUUCAUUUCAUUGUAGGUGAUUAGAAUUGUACAUUUAUCCUAUUGACUCUGUAAUGGUUGUACUGGGUGGUGGAUAAUUCGCUGUUUGAUUUUGACUAUCAACAAAUAACUCAAAUUUUAAAGAUUGAGUAACUGGAGUUGGUAGAUUGUGGAUCGAUAAAUUCUCUACCCGCAUUUAGUUGGGUGGGGUUGCUAGUCAUUUGAAUAGCUCGCUAUUCCAUUUUCACAUGACAAUGAGUUGUUUCUUGCUUAUGUUAUCUUAUAUUCAUCAUAUUUACUAUCGCAUUACACACUGACCCUCUACUUUCAAAAGAGGAAACAUAUAAUUUUUGGAAUAUUACUACAAGUUACGAAGUUAAUGUCUGUUAGCUAUUGGGAUGGAUAUGAUACCUUAUUAGUUGUAUGAAAAUUGCAUACGGCGUCAAUUUUCUCUGCGUAAUUGGUUGAUAGAGUAAUGUAAGAUCUCGUACCAGUAAAAAAUGGAACCACAUGAGACAACGUGAGAGAUAUCUAACUUGAUACAACCCAACUAAUUUGUGAGUAAUUUAUUAGAAAUAUUAGUCAAUUUACAUAAUAAUUAGUCAGAAAAUUAUUAUUGCGGAUUAACCUUCAACCCAUCAACGCCAAUUAACUUGCCAAUCCACCCAACCCAAAUUAAAAAAGAACGUGAAUAUACAGCAGGUCACAAUUUUAUGAAUUCAUCAAUAAAUAUAUGAGUAAAUUUAAGAUUGAAAC
Linum trigynum is the source of this 7208-nucleotide messenger RNA. NCBI's taxonomy places the organism in Eukaryota, Viridiplantae, Streptophyta, Magnoliopsida, Malpighiales, Linaceae. The record is from the annotation of a GenBank genome assembly.